Messenger RNA from Echinostoma caproni, 411 nucleotides. Lineage: Eukaryota; Metazoa; Platyhelminthes; Trematoda; Plagiorchiida; Echinostomatidae. The record is from the annotation of a GenBank genome assembly.
AUGGCUUCGGUUCUUGGCAGUUUCUCUAUCGAACGAAUUAUUAGUGCAUCUCGUCCGGAAACUCCAAUACCUUCGUCCAGUCCGGAUGAUCCUUCUGGGUCGACGGAUCUUAUUUCUUCCUCCUCCCCAAUACAACUCGCUUCAAUCGAUUACCUCACAACACGUGGUCAGCCUGCCACGGUGCAAUCUGGUGAAUCCACGCAGUACAUCAAUGCGGAUCCCCUUGAUCCAUCCUUUCCUGAUGUUAGACCCACGCAAUCGGCUGGACUGAGCUUGGAGGAUGAUUCUGGGUCGGGCAAAUUGUACACUUGUCCCCACUGCGGAAAAGUUUUCACGGCACACUACAAUCUGACCAGACAUAUGCCCAUUCAUACGGGAGCCAGACCGUUUGUGUGUAAAGUGAGUGACUGA